Molecule: messenger RNA, 6342 nt
Organism: Passer montanus (Eurasian tree sparrow)
Lineage: Eukaryota; Metazoa; Chordata; Aves; Passeriformes; Passeridae
Gene: CDH22
Product: cadherin 22
Exons: 10
Coding region: 37-1674 (545 amino acids)
Biological process (GO): adherens junction organization; homophilic cell-cell adhesion; cell morphogenesis
Cellular component (GO): catenin complex; plasma membrane; adherens junction
Molecular function (GO): cadherin binding; calcium ion binding
Source: RefSeq, a predicted model, not a curated record
CCAGAAGCUCCUGCUCAUGCAGCCUCCUAGAGUGCCAUGGCGAAGGGUCUGCAGGGCUGCUUGGGCACCAUGCUGCUGCUGUUCUGUGCCAUCCAGGAGCUGGGGUGCUGGGCCAUGCACUCGGCGGUGGAGGGCCCUGGCCUCGGGGAGCCCGGGGAUCCUGCGCUGCUGGCCGGCGGGCGAGUGAAGCGCGGCUGGGUCUGGAACCAGUUCUUUGUGGUGGAGGAGUACACGGGCACGGAGCCGCUCUAUGUGGGGAAGAUCCACUCGGACUCGGAUGAGGGAGACGGCUCCAUCAAGUACACCAUCUCCGGGGAGGGCGCGGGGACCAUCUUCCUCAUCGACGAGAUCACAGGUGACAUCCACGCCACCGAGCGCCUGGACCGGGAGCAGAAAACCUUCUACACGCUGCGGGCGCAGGCGCGGGACCGGCAGACAGACCAGCUGCUGGAGCCCGAGUCAGAGUUCAUCAUCAAGGUGCAGGACAUCAACGACAGCGAGCCACGCUUCCUGGAGGGGCCCUACAUUGGCAGCGUGGCGGAGCUGUCCCCCGUCGGCACCUCUGUGAUGCAGGUGAUGGCCUCUGAUGCCGACGACCCCACCUAUGGGAGCAGCGCCCGGGUGGUCUACAGCGUGCUGGAGGGGGAGCAGCACUUCACUGUGGACAGCAAAACAGGUGUGAUCCGGACCGCCGUGGCAGACCUGGACCGCGAGACGCAGGACCGCUAUGAGGUGGUGAUCCGUGCCACAGACAUGGCAGGACAGCUGGGUGGCCUGUCUGGAUCCACCACGGUCACCAUCGUGGUCACUGAUGUCAACGACAACCCGCCACGCUUCCCUCAGAAGAUGUAUCAGUUCAGCAUUGUUGAAACGGCCCCCGUGGGCACUGCCAUCGGGAGGGUGAAGGCAGAGGACUCUGACGUCGGGGAGAACACGGACAUGACAUAUCAAGUGAAGGAUGAGGAAGGGGUGGAGAUGUUCAAAGUCACCACGGACAGCAACACCCAAGAGGCUGUCAUCACAGUACAGAAGCCUCUUGACUACGAGUCAAAAAAAGUGCACACUGUCGUGGUGGAGGCCCUCAACAAGUUCGUGGACCCGCGGUUCGUGGACCUGGGCACCUUCCGGGACCAGACCAUCGUGAGGGUCUCAGUGCUGGACGUCGAUGAGCCCCCCGAGUUCCGGCCCCCCUCCAACCUGAUGGAGGUCCAGGAGGAUGCACACGUUGGGUCUGUCGUGGGGGUGGUCACUGCCCUGGACCCCGACACAGCGAACCACCCUGUCCGGUACGCCAUCGACCGCAGCACGGACACCGAGAGGAUCUUUGACAUCGAUGCCAAAACAGGAGCUAUUGUGACAGGAAAGGUCCUGGACAGGGAGACAGCAGGGUGGCACAACAUCACUGUCCUGGCCAUGGAAGCAGAUAACCACUCCCAGGUGUCGAGGGCCUCUCUCCGUAUCCGAAUCCUGGACGUCAAUGACAAUCCACCUGAGCUUGCCACCCCCUAUGAAGCCGCUGUGUGUGAGGAUGCCAAGCCAGGCCAGCUGAUCCAGACAAUCAGCGUUGUGGACCGGGACGAGCCUCAGAGCGGCCACCGUUUCUACUUCACUCUGGCACCUGAAGCCACCAACAACCACCAUUUCUCUUUGCUGGAUAUCCAGGCCAAGGAGUGACACUGAUGGAUGUCAGCACAGAUGGAUUCUCUAAGCUCUUGCUUAAAUCCUCUCUUUUGCUUUGCACCUACUUCACUCAGCUCCUUUGUGGCACCAGAAAGCCACCUCGGGGAGUGACUUGUUCUCAGCAGGGUGGGGACCAGCGCUGUUGGGGCUCCCUCCAGGGGUCCUGGGUGUGACACACAGAGCUGUGCUGGCUCUGGGAUGGAGAUGCAAAUACCAAGGGUGUCCCUGCAGGCACAUAACUGAGUUACAGGGGACUGGCAAAUUGGGCUUUUGGAAUCAGCGCCAUUGCCUGUUGGUGCCUCUCUUCCCCUGCUUCUGCUCUGUCUGAGGGAGCUCUCACACACUUCCUGAUUCAUCAGACAAGGAAUAAAUGUCACCUGUGGUGACAACAGUGAGCAUCCAGGAAGAAGAUGCCCAUCAUAUGGAGUGACUAAAGGAAGAGAUGGAAUUAGAGAAGCUGACCACGUUAAGAUCCAACUGGUGCCAUUCCAAAGGCAUUCACCAUCCUCUGAUUCCUAGCUCGCCUUUUGCUGGGUCUUUCUGGCCUGAGAAAAUUGAUUACAGCAGGAUCAAAGGCAAUUAAAGCCCGAAAUCAUGUUCUCCAAGAAAUGCUAAUUGUGUUGGAAGGGAUGGUAGAAAGCAUCCAAGCCCAGCAACCUGGAAGGAGUGCUAGGUAAUAUGGAGUGACACAUGGAGCUACUGACUCCAGGGCUCAGGGGCUCGGCAAGCAGAUGUCUGAACUCUCUGCAGGUCUCAUUAAGAGCAUGUAAUGGGUGAUAGAAGAUCUGAAAAUCCUAACAAUCAAAAGCAAAACGUUAGGAUUUGAGGAUUGCCUGAGGACAGAGGAGCCUCCUGCAGCCCCGCAGGGAUGCCCCUCUCAGCACAAGCAGUGCAGAUGCUCGUUUGACUGGGGCAGGGCUGGGGUGUGUGUGUAAAAGAGCAUCAAACCUCCUCGGGGCUGAGCAAACAGCAAAGGAGCAGCAGUGCUGCUGUGGCCUGGUACCCAGAGAACUCAAAAGAAGGGAGAAGCAGAAGGGAAAAACAGGAUGUUUCUUCUACCAGCUGCACCACCUGGGGCUGGAGGAGGUCUGCUCCCUUGGGGCAGCUCUGGCAGCAGUGUGCCACAGGCCCAGCCAGGUGCUGGUGCUCCUCCCAGAGCCAGUGUUCCCAGGCUCUGGUGCAGCACAGCAGCUGCUGGAGAAGGGGAAGACAGGUGCUCACAGGGCCCUGUGAGUGGGGGAGAGGGAAGGGACAUCAAAAUCCCUCGUGCUCUGCUGGCGCUGUUUGAGAUUGAGUUAUGAGAAGGAUUUAUUAGUUCUAUCUUCAAGGCUGCCAAGAGUCUCUUUGGAGAGGGAGUCUGGGAGACUUAAUUAUUUUAUUAUUCCUAGUGACAUUAAGCUACCACCAGAGUAUAUUGCCUUCCCAAACUUUCCUCUUAGGGCAGUAUUGAUGAGUCCCUGUGCUUUCAGGUCAUGUCAGUUCCUGCCCCGUCCAGUGUCCUGCUCCUCAGGUGGACAGAGGGGCCAUCUCCUGCCCUGUCACACAAGGUGAUGUGAUGUAACACAGGAUAAUGUCACUGCGUGAUCAGAGAGAGGGUGGCAGUGGAAGCCUAUGAAGAAAAUGUCAAAUUGUGCAGCAAGAAGGCAGUGAUAGAAAAAGGUUUGGGUUGGGGCAUCAGAGGACACUCAGCACAGCCGCAGCAGAAGGUGCAGCUUUGUGGGGACUGGGCAGGAAACCAAGUGUGGAGACCCAGACUCGUCUGUUCAGGAAAGCUGUGGAUUAACGUCUGCUCACAUUCCAGUGCUGCUCCUGAGAAGCUCUGCUCCUCAGCUCAUCACCCCAGAAAUGGAUUUGGCAGGAAACUGCUGCGGAGGAAGAGACACGAGGGCUGCGGGGCCAGGGCUGCCUGGGCUGUGCCAAUGCAAACAAAUCUGCACCAAGGCACAUCCCAGAGCAGCUGCUGUGGGUCAGCUACGUGUAAAGAACUGCACCGAGAGAAAUGACAAUUGUUUUGUAGGAGGUUGCUUUGGAUGUGUUUUCCAGGAUGCAUGUUCCAAGACCUGGGCAAAAUUUUCCCAGAUCUGUGAUCAAAAGGACUGCAAAUGUAUGGCACAGCCCUUUUUUUGGAGUAUCUCCGAGGGCAACACAGAAGUUUGCGAGUAACAGGGGUGUAAAUACCCAAGAGAGAAGAGUUCAUGGUGGUGGGGGGCAGGUGGUGGAGCCAUUUCAGUGCCAGAGGCAGGUGGUCCCUGCCAGGCUGGCCUCUGGCUGUCAAGCCUUGGUGAGCAGUUUCAUUGCUGUACACGUGAAAUUUCUGUGGAUCUCCCUCCUGGGAAGGUGCCUGCCAUCCUGCUCAGGAGAUAAAAUACAGUUUCAUGAUGUUUAAAGUAUCAUUUGUAGUUGUGAUUUUUGUUGCUCCCUUGCAUCAAGUUCUGGGUCGCAGGGCAAACCCUCAGCCCCUUCCUGAAGCGAGGUUUCUCUGAGCAGACCUGUCUGUCAUGCUGCUGUUAAAUUUAAGUACCAUGUUCUUUAUUUUGACUUGGUGGGUGGCAAUAUUUCUUUUUCACUGGUGCCAGGCUGCCUAAACUGUCUGGGCUGAGCUGAGGUUGGUGCCUGCCCCUCAUGCACUUGCAUGUGCAGUUCCCCUUGGUUUCUAGAGACUGUUUCUAAAAAUACAGCAUGCCUUGUCGCAGGUCCCUAACAGGAGCUGGAGCUGGCUGUAAACAGAAGGGAGCUGCCAGCCUCCUGCUGCAUUUCCAGAGAGGUUUGGUGCUACCCCUGCGUUUACACAGUGCUGAGGAGCAGCGGGGGGAGAUCCCAAGCACUGUGUUCCAUCAGCCCCGUGUGAGGGUUGGGCUGAGCUGCAGUGGAGGUGCAGGGCUGUGUGCUCAGGGAUCCUCUGAGCCAGGAUCUGACCCCAGCCCCUGGCUGGUCACCUGGCUGGUGUGACAGUGACAGCAAAAGUGACCUUCCUGGGCUAUGGCCAGAGCCUUGCUCUCUUACAGCGCUUUUUUCUGUCCUUUUUGUCCUGUGGUUUUAUCCCCACUCGAUCCAGGUGUCUGAGGCUUACUUUUAGCUGGACUAGCUAGGAGUUAGUCCUGGUCUCUUGCUGAGAUAGUGCCAUUAACGUUAUUUAUAUCCCCCUGCUACACUGCAGCAAGGAGGGGGGACAGCACCAAAUGAGAUCUCAUUACCUUUGUGCAAACGAUUAGCAUAACAAUAAUUUUUUUUCAUAGCUCAUCUUUGGUAGGCCACAGGCAGCUCUGAGAUGUUGCUGCCACCACACUUGGCUCAGCCUCCUUGCACCCAGGGGCCAGUGCUCCCCUGUUCCUCCUGACACCUCUGCCCAGUUGCCAUGGUGCUGCUGCCACAUGCUGCUCCAGGAGUCUCAGCCACAGUGGCAGGUGUCCCACAGGACAGGAAUCUGUGCUCUGCAGUGCCCUGGCUGCCACACAGAGCCUUUGGGAUCUGCUUCCUGGCUGACCAGUAGAUCUUCCAUCCCGGCUCACCCCCUGUCCCCAGCAUGCCCUGUGUGCUCUCAUGCAGCACCCAAUCCAUACAGCAAUUUCCGUGAUGGCAGCAGCCCAAGGGCCGGAGUUACUGUAGAUGUCUUUUCCAAUGGAAGAGCUGAUUCAUAGAGAAAGGGGAUGGUCUGGCAUAAAUCAGGGCUGAUGAGGAGAGGCUGUAGACAGCAGCACCUUGCUGUGAGUGGGCCAGUCCAUGGUUUAUUAGAUAAAGCCUGCAGACAUUCAGCAGUGGCUUGUGACACCUGGCUCCAAUUGUCACCUGCUGUUCAGCCCAUCCUGCCCAUGCUGCUGCUGGCUGGCAGCUUGCAGCACCCCUGAGCAGGAAGUCAGUCCCAGUGUCAGUCCCUGUUCCUGCCCUCCCUCCCUGCUCCUGGUCGGCAGCAGCUGCUCCUUGGGUUCACUGCUGGCACCGGGGCCCUGGAGGGUCCCGUGAAGUGGCUGUGAUAAUGGGAUCUUAACGAGUUGUGCUGUGCCAGCUGAGCCCCUGCAGCGGCAGGGUGGAAGCAGAUGGGGAGGAGGAUGCCUGACUUGGCUGGGAGGCUUGGAAGAAGCUCUGCCUACUCCUUCAGGAGUUACAGAAGAUUAUAGGGGUAUCUGGCCCUCCGGCUGAGGCAGGACCAUUCACUCAUGGCUUUUGGCUUUGGAAGAAGCAGUGUCUGCUCUUGCAGUCUCAGUGCCACCUGCAGACCCUGUCUGUUCUUGUGUACAUGUCAGCAAUUGAUUUUUAUCCUGACUCUGUGCCACUCUCAGAGGGUCUUUUGGAAGUUUUUCCCCUCUCUCUGUGCCACCUGCGUUGUUUGUCAGCGUGGUUCAGACACUCAUGUGCUGCUGCUGCUCUGCCAGGCUCACUCCCAGCUGUGGUGACAGAGAAGAUGCCAGGCUGGCCCUGAGGUGCUGCUGGCAAGGGGAAGGUGCUGGAGUGGAGCUGGCCACGUUCAGGCAUUCAGGCUAGAGGGGGUCUGCAGUGCCCAGAGCCAUGAGCUGGGUCCAUGUGAUGGAGGAGGGGGAGGCUCCAGGCUCUGUCAGGAUAGCUGCUGGAGGGGUGCAGGAAUAGCUGCUGUUCAUCCAGAGCAUGGAGGAGCCCCUGCAGGUGCUGCAGGCUGUGAUGUGGGGGUGACUUUGCUGCAGCUUUGCU